AUGGCUCCACAGCAGCCCGGGCCCGCAGAGAGAGACGCACCGCAGCGGCGAGCAGGAGCCCAGCCCGGCGGAGGGUCCCGGGACAGCCCGGCGGGAGGGGCGGGGCUGGGCUGGGCGGGGGGAUGGAGGGGGUUAAGGUUUAACUGCACCGCCGCUAACAAAGAGCAGCCCUGCGACGGCGGCAGCGCCAUCUGGAGGCAGCAGCGGCGCACUGCACUUGACCAUGACGAGUCCUGCCCACAAUGUGCAGAGCAGCAGAGAUCAGGCAACCGGCAGCAGCCACCCCUGUUGCCCUUCUUCCUACGUGACCCGGGGCCGAACCGGCCCGACCCGCCUCCAACCGGAGCCCUGUCCGGUCUCAGCAGCCUAACCAUGGCAACCGACACGCCGCGUCAUCACAAAUCUUUGGCCUACUGUGCUUCCGGUGGGAAUUCGGUUCCGGGUUUGGAGUCCCUUCACGUUCAGGGCGGCACCGGCUCUCCGGAGGUUUACACAGACAGGGACGCACCGGGCGAGUCUGAAGUCCAUCACGACAGCCGGAACGGUACCAACGCGCCCUCAGACGGCCGGCAAGGUGUUUUAUCGACGGGCGGUCGCGCGCCUGUGCAGUCGCAGCCCGUGUUCACCUCCUGCCCGACCGCCUCGCUCCAUCACCGGGCUCCGUUCAGCAUGAGCCUCCCCGUGCCGGAGCAGCAGCGUGAGAGCGGUCCGGUAACGUUACACUCAGAGGAUGACGGGCGGUUUGUCACCACCGAGGAAGAGGAGGGAAGAGGAGGAAGACUAUCGGUGCUCAGUGAAAGAAGAUACCAUGGAUUAAUCGGCGGAAGUAACGGGGAACGUCAGACGGUUCCGGUCCAAACCAGCCGGAGCGACAGCUGCAGCAGCGGCAGCUCGGCACCGGGACUCGGGGUGGAGGAGGACGGUCUGACCGGAGGAGAGGAGACGGUACCAGGACCGGAAAUACAAGACGCGGCCCCUCACGCGCCUCCGGUCCGGGCGGCGGGCUGGCUGUCGGUGCGCGCGGGCCGGAAGAAGCGCAGCCCGUACAGCGCGCAGCAGACUCUGGAGCUGGAGAAGGAGUUCCUGUUCAACAUGUACCUGAGCCCACAGCGCCGCCUGGAGGUCAGCAGGAGCCUCCGCCUCACCGACCGCCAGGUGAAGGUCUGGUUCCAGAACCGCAGGAUGAAGAUGAAGAGGCAGCACCGGGGCUCCUGCGGGGGCGCGCGGCUGCAGCAGGAGCACCUCGGCACCAUGUGACGGGGACGCGCACACACGCCCCUGUAGAGGAGGCCGCUUGGUUUGGCCUCUGGCGCC
This is a messenger RNA of Myripristis murdjan (pinecone soldierfish), 1314 nucleotides long. Its product is annotated as homeobox protein Hox-C9-like. The coding region runs from base 1 to 1257 and encodes 418 amino acids. The transcript has 4 exons. NCBI's taxonomy places the organism in Eukaryota, Metazoa, Chordata, Actinopteri, Holocentriformes, Holocentridae. Gene Ontology annotation, cellular component: nucleus. Gene Ontology annotation, biological process: regulation of transcription by RNA polymerase II. Gene Ontology annotation, molecular function: RNA polymerase II cis-regulatory region sequence-specific DNA binding; DNA-binding transcription factor activity, RNA polymerase II-specific. The record is from RefSeq and is a predicted model, not a curated record.